GACGUAAAGAACGUUAAUACAAAAUUUCUAUCAGGAAUGUCACUUAAAAAAAGAGAAAAGUUUGAGGGGGUUGAUAUCAAAGAGGAGAUGAUAGACGUUCAACCAGUUAACCCUACUUCAACCCGGUCAUCAUUAGCAUGCACUUGUAAAUGUAUAGAAAACGACGAAAAUAACAAACUUAUGAAAGCUGAAGCCGUGCUGUGUAAUCAGUUUGAAGCUGGUUUAGAACACCUCAACCAAGUAGGUGAAGUUGUGAAGAUGGAGGAUGAUAGGAUUUUCCGUGAUAUCCUGGCUAAAGCUGAACCUUUGGACUAUAAAGAACUUCAGUGUGAUAACUGUAAUCUUGCGCUAACAGUAACACCAACGAACGUAUUCAACGUAAGACCUGCAAAAAGAAAUUCUUCUUCCGUUCCUAUACCUACCGAGUCUGACUGUGGUAUUCAGGCUGAAACUCUAUCUAUUGCAGAGACCACUCCAUCUGGGACUGAACAUAAGUUGAAAAAACAGAAACAAACUCAUACCGGAGAAAAACAUUAUUCUUGCAGUCUGUGUGAUUAUAAAUCGAGUCGAUCGGGCGCUCUUGCUCGUCACAAACGGACACACACAGGAGAGAAACCUUAUUCUUGCAGUCUGUGUGAUUAUAAAUCGAGUCAAUCGGGUGCUCUUGCUACUCACAAACGGACACACACCGGAGAAAAACCUUAUUCUUGCAGUUUGUGCGAUUAUAAAUUUAAUCAAUCGAGCCAUCUUGCUUCUCACGAACGGACACACACAGGAGAUAAACCUUAUUCUUGCAGAUUGUGUGAUUAUAAAUCGUAUCGAUCGAGAGAUCUUGCUCGUCAUAAACGGACACACACCGGAGAAAAACCUUAUUCUUGCAGUUUGUGUGAUUAUAAAUCAAAUCAAUCGAGCCAUCUUGCUUCUCAUGAACGGACACACACCGGAGAGAAACCUUAUUCUUGCAGUUUGUGUGAUUAUAAAACGAGUCAUUCGAGCACUCUUGCUCGUCAUAAACGGGCACACUCAGGAGAGAAACCUUAUUCUUGCAGUUUGUGUGAUUAUAAAUCAAAUCAAUUGAGCAAUAUUACAGCUCACAAACGUACACACACUGGAGAUAAACCUUACUGUGCUGUACUGUCUGCGACAUUAAAGUGAAGACGGCUGGAUCUUUAAAAAGGCAUAUUAUAUUGAUUCAUAGUGGGCUAUAUGGCUGCGAGUACUGUGACUGUAAUCGUAAAUCCAAGGAAGAUUUAUUAAACCACAUAAAUUCUAGCCAUAUAUUUCCUCAUCUGAACAAUAAUUUAAUCCAACAAAUUUAGGAAGGAGAAUUUCGCUAGUUAAUACAUUUAAACAUUAUAUAAUAUAGCAUUUUUGAUAGAUUUACUCGGGACAGAAUUUUUAUAACUUCCAAAAUCUUGUUAGUUAUCCAACAAAAUAUUUGAACGAUAUUACAAACUUUA
Bolinopsis microptera is the source of this 1460-nucleotide messenger RNA. Its product is annotated as zinc finger protein 771-like. The transcript has a single exon. Gene Ontology annotation, molecular function: DNA-binding transcription factor activity, RNA polymerase II-specific. NCBI's taxonomy places the organism in Eukaryota, Metazoa, Ctenophora, Tentaculata, Lobata, Bolinopsidae. Gene Ontology annotation, biological process: regulation of transcription by RNA polymerase II. The record is from RefSeq and is a predicted model, not a curated record. Gene Ontology annotation, cellular component: nucleus. The coding region runs from base 37 to 1155 and encodes 372 amino acids.